GUCAAAACCCAAGCCGUCAUGCCCCGCCCUAAUACGUAAAUGACGGUUGCCACUGACGACCACGUGAAGCUCUAUUCUGUAGGAGAUUUCAUCUUUGAACAAAGUGACUCUUCGCUCAUCAUUUCCAUUCAGUAUAAGGUGUAAUGGUAUCUGUGGAGGUAGGGUACCGGGUUCAUAUCAACUCUCUCCACUUCCCUCAAGAUUGAUUCCUGAGGAGUUUGGAAACCAUCUAGUUGUUAUUGACUACUAAAACAGCAACUUUACAAUCACAGGCACACUUGGUAUUGUUACUCAGCAUUAAAACAAGACACGAAAACUGAAGACAACUUCCAAUGCCUUUCAUGCCCUCUGAUGUGUCAAAAGAAUUUCGCAUAAUCUUGACCAACUCUUUCUAGAGCAUAAGGGCGUCAACAAAAAGAGUGACACGAUUACCGAGGGGGAAAAUUCACUCAUGCUGUUUUAAAAGAAGGAAGUUGUUCCUGCCUGCCAUCAUUUAUCAAGAUGGCUCUUCUUGACGAUCCAGCGUUUAUUAUCUCGCACCUCCGUCAUUCAUUCAUCACUAGCGAUGACACAGGAAUGUGUGAGAUGGCCAUCAUGAAUGAGGACUUGGACUGGAAGGAGCGGAAACAGGAAGCCCUAGAACGGAGGAAGAAACCCUGGUCACAGUAUUACAGCGCAGACCCUGACCAAGAAGAUCUGGACAUUUUUGGUGAAUCUUAUGAGAUCGAGGCAAGUUCGGAGUAUGGAUUCCGUCAGCGAUCCAACACGGCCGUCCGCUUGGAGAAACUACGCAGCGACCGCAUGGCGCAGAAGAAAUGCAAACGUAUUCAGUGGAAGGGAGAAGCAUAUAUGGAGUUUCCCGAGGAAGACCUUGACGAGUUGUUCUCCAAAAAGAAAUUCCUGAGGAAGAGGGUAGACCUCUCUGAUCGGCGUCGAUCGAUUCUGUCGGCACAGCUGGAGCAGAAUCCAAAUCAAGCCAACAAUCCCUUUUCUGAGUAUUCAAAGUUUGAUGGCAAGGCUCAUUCUGGAGGCUCAAAUAUUAAGAAGAUUGAUAUCUACUUAGCAAUGUGUGAAGGGGACGCCCGUGAGUUUCCACUGACUAUUUACAUUAUGGGUAAUGCCAAGGUGCUGGACCUCAUUGGUCUGAUAUGCUGGCACUACACCAACGAUGGGUACCAGCCAAAGCUAAGAGAGAACGUGGAAUCAUAUUGCCUGAUGAUCGCAGAGGAAGAUGGUGAAGUAGAUACAGACUUUCCAGCUCUGGAUAACAGGGAAGCCUUCUCUAAGUUUGGUUUCAAUACGCUGGCUCUGGUACCCUUAGACAUGCCCGAGGAUGACAACAGUGAGGAAUCCAAGCCAGAGGGAUGUGUCAUCAAUAUAAAAUCCUCCGACGGUGAAUCCAAAGUGGCCGUUGACAACCUUAACACCACGUUACGGGAGAUCCUGGUGCGCGCAUUACGCAAACGAAAAGGCGUAAUACCGACUGCAGGACCUGACUACAUAUUAGAGAGAGAUAACCAACCAGGUGUAGCACUGGAUCUGGACACCAGGCUAUGUGACAUGACCUCGUUUGACCUCGUCAUGGUGCGGGAACACAGCAAACGAGAAUAUCCCAAACCAGAGAGAACAAGGCAUGUAUCCACGGCUGAACCACCACUGGUACUCAGCACUCAGUAUAAAUCCUAUAGAAUCAACAUGCUGCAUAGAUUGAGACCAACUACUGAGAUUCAGUUAGGGGUGUCUGGUGACAAGAUUGAGAUAGAUCCUGUCUCCCAGCCCAAAACGACCGCAGCCAAGUUCUGGAGCAGUAAACAGAAAGCUGUUUCCAUAGAUACAGAUCGGUUGGCAGCGUGUGCCCUCACGGAUGAAAAACCAUCGGGUAAGACAGUUUUCCGUUUAACCUACAAGAGCAUUAGUCAUGAAUUCAAGCAUCGAGACUUCGAGACGAACCAUUCAUCUGCCAAGCAGAUCGUCUCCAAAAUCAACCAGAUCCUGGAGCUUCGAGCCAGCGCUGUACGCAACGAUUACACAAUAUGGAAAGACAGAAGGCACAGCACCAAACGGCAUCACGAUAGGUGAAGUGUUGGUCAGAAUUCCUGAGGAACGUCGUUAGAAAGCAAAAUUUAUCACAGUAACUUGACCUGGGCCAAAUUUCAUACAGCUGCAGGAAAAAGUUGCUGAACAAUUAAUUUCUUGCUUAGCAUGAAUGAGCAGGAUACCAGUCAUUGUACAUACCACAUGGUAUUUUGGGUGGUAACCUUAUUCUGGUAAGCAAAUAUUUGGUGCUUAGCUACUUUUUGUGCUUAAGCAGCUCUAUGAAAUUGGGCUUUGUUUUCACACAACUCAUCUUAAUUCAUUCUGCACUAAAUAUAAGCAGCUUUAUGGUACAUGAUGAACUACACCCGCAACAUUUCACCAUUUAACUUGAGAAUUUCAAAGUGGAAUUGUGGCAAAUGAUCUUAUGUAGGUAGGUAGGAGACAAGUCGAUGAACACCCAUACACAAUUCUGAAUGGAUGUGUAUGACACAAUGGUGCCAGGGUUUGCUCAUCUGGAGGUUGCUUUACAAAAGCUUGCACCGAACAAUUUGAUAUAGCAACUGUCUCUUCAGUCUGAGGAAUUCAAAUGUAAGCGGUACAUUGUGCCUAAGCAAGUCAUUGUACCAGACGUUAUUCAAAUCUUACUUGGAAAUGGCUGAUUGAGUUACCAUAGAGUGUGGGGAUUUUGGAGGAUAGGGACUUUAGACACAAGGGGGUUAGGGUGAGCCUAAUGUAUGAAUAAUCAACUUCCAUUAUCAAAUACCAACUUGUGAUUGACAAAUUAUAAUGUUAUUUGCCCUUGGGCAAGAGAGCUUCUGUAACAGAUAGUUGUAUGGUACAUGACUCAGCAAUAUUUGCCAUUCAUAAACAUCAUUUAGUGUUGGUGUUGGCUACACAUGUAGCGAGUCUGAGUAUAUCAAGCAACUUGUGAAUUCAAACAAAGGAGAAACUUCUGUUGACUUAUAUGGAGAGCAUAAACUGGACCAAAACUAGGACCGUAUUUGUGUACUUUGUGUUACCUAAUAGAUGAAAAUUUGCAUCGGGAUACAAAAUGUUAAUUUUGGUUCUACCCAUGUACAUCGAUAAAGUACUAAGUAUACAGUGCUAAGACACAUUGGUGUAUAUGAGUAAAACCAAAAUGUAUAUACUUUGUUAUUGUUUAAUGAAAUGAGAUAUUUAUGGUCGGCUUUGCUUACUUAAAAAGUGGGGUGUAUAAAGAAGAAAAAUUGUUUAAUGUCUGGAAGUAGUUCUUCUGUACAACUGAAAUAAGACAUUUUGAUGUUAUUUUAACAUCUGUUGGUAGACUUGAUUUUCAUUAAAUAUGGUCAUUUUUUUUAUCAUUUCUGCGCCUUGAUCACCACCUUAGAUUGUCUUGAACCAUAGUCUGCCCUAAUACAUAACUCAACCUAAUGGGGGUUAGACAAGUAUGGCCAAAUCUCAACUUGAUUCCGAUCUCUGUUGACUAUAAAGAGUGAGAGAAAGAUAACCACAGUCUCCAAUUCGGACAUGGCCUAAUUAUUAGUCAUUACCCGUACAAAAUGGCAAAGUCAAGAUUACUGUGGUAUGGUGCCCUGGGAUCAAAGGCACAAUAUCUAUGUGGACACUAGCCUCAUUCAAAGUUUUUUAUUUAACUCUUAGUUUAGGCUCUGUCUCCAGGCUCUGUUUGUUGUUGGAAACCCCAUACUUUUCCAAAGUUGAUGAUGGAGCCUUAGCGGGAGUCUAAGCCCUGCCGUCAAUUUCACAAAACUCUUCCUAACUUAGGAUAAAUCUUAAGACAUAGGAAGAGUCCCAGCCCUGCACU
This is a messenger RNA of Asterias rubens (European starfish), 3838 nucleotides long. RefSeq names its product target of rapamycin complex 2 subunit MAPKAP1-like. Gene Ontology annotation, molecular function: phosphatidylinositol-4,5-bisphosphate binding. The coding region runs from base 502 to 2079 and encodes 525 amino acids. Gene Ontology annotation, biological process: TORC2 signaling. The transcript is spliced from 11 exons. Gene Ontology annotation, cellular component: TORC2 complex; cytoplasm; plasma membrane. Lineage: Eukaryota; Metazoa; Echinodermata; Asteroidea; Forcipulatida; Asteriidae. The record is from RefSeq and is a predicted model, not a curated record.